CGGAUGUGUCAUGGCGUUUUGUCUGUAUAAAGUGAUGCUGUAACUUGUAUAUUUAUUUAUAAUACUUCAGGUUAAUUUUGGUUUAAUUAUAGGUUUUUAUACUACCAAGAGAUAAAAUAUUAUACUUGCAUUAAUGGUAAUGCAUGCAAGGAAACUUCCAAGACUCAAUGAUGGGAUCUUUGACAAAAACCAAGCCCAUUCAUUUGAGAACACUGAUGGUUAUAUUAGAAAAUCAAGUUAUAGUGAAAAUUAUAAUGAGAAGAUGCGCAAUUCACCAGAUGGAAAUAGUCGAGGAAGAAGUGCUAGCCCUGAUAGUCGACACAGCCCUCGACAUCUCAAAUUGUAUCCUCAUAGGCUUAAGGAAAGAGAUAAUACAGAAAGAAAUUCUGGUAGAUCUCCUUCUAUUAAAGACUGCAGGAGUAGUGGAAGUGGUUCUACUGUUGGAAGCAAAAUGCACCACUUGCCACCGUCAUAUAAUUCAACUCCAUCCCGUCGACUGGAAAUAUCUCCUGGUGCUUCGAAUCGUAGUAAUCAUGAUAGGAUUCCCACAGAGGAAAAGGAAAGACGGCUUCAGAUUGCUGAUUGGUCAGAACACAUCAGUUCCUCAGGGAAGAAAUAUUAUUAUAAUUGCAAGACAGAAGUUUCUCAAUGGGAAAAACCGAAGGAGUGGUAUGAGUGGGAAAAGAAACAAGGUAUGUACAGACCUUCAAGUGAGUCCAGUAGAACUAAAGACAGGUCAGUGGACAGACAAACCCCGUCAGCUACUGGAUCUAGGUCUACAGAAAGACACUCCUGUCGAACAGAAAAAAAUACCCAUAGUAGACCCCAAGAACAGCAGUUUCCACCCUCUACUAUUCCCUCACCGGUGAAACCCAGCAGCUCUGGUGUUCACAAUGCAGAACAUAGCAGCAACAGUCGAAGCUCUCUGAGGGACGAACCAGCCCAUUCUCAAAGUGGAGACAAAUCUUCAAGACACGAAAGAAAAGAAAGUCUUCGAAGAAAAGCUAGUGAAGCUGAAGAACAAGUGCAAGAUGUGGAUGUUUCACCUGACAGUAGUAGUGGCAGAACUGCAGCUAACAGCUACCAAGAUUAUCGGAACAACAACAGAAACCAGAUUCCUAUCAUAUCUUCAAGUAGCCUGCAUCCCACAGGUACACCACUUGCUCUCCAAAGUGCCCAUCCUCAACUGCUAUCGCCGUCCCAAGUCACAUUAGCUAACCUACCUAAACUAAUAAGCCAGCUAGCUGGAACCAGGGGGUUGCCUAACCUCUCUGAGCUAUCUCCUCAAGAAGCUCUAAGGACCAUUCAGCAAGCCUUGCAGUUAACAAAACAAGUGACUAGUCUAGCACAUACAGCAGGUAGUCUAAGUCGGUCACCUCAUGCAUCAGGAUCAGGUAGCCAAGCUGAAUCUGUCUUGCAGAAAGGAUUCUCUUCCACCAGUCAGUUACAGCAGACUAGCCACAACUCCCAUUUAAAUAACUUGAUACAGCUUACGGAUUCUCAGCUUUUACAUCCCACAGUUGAUGGCCAGGGUGAUGCAGAGAAGGGUCAAGCCUCACCUGGAUCAGAUUAUAGUUCUCAUUCCUCGAGACGAGGUAGUCCCACAUCUAGUAUGAGCAGUCUACAAAGUCUUGGUGGCACAGGAACCAGUUCUCUAGCAUCAGCAAUGCUGAAACACACAGUGCCCAGUUUAACCCCUUCUUUGGCUAACUACUACUCAGAAGAUUUAAUUUCUCAUAUCACAGGCUGGCAGGCUGAUCAUGCAGAAAGACAGGCUAACCGUUAUAGUGAAGAAUGUCACGUGAUAGGGAGCCUCAACUGUACUAAAGUUUCAGCCGAGCUCAAGAUGGUCAGGUCUCUGGUCAGGUUAGGAGAAAUUCAAGCUACUCUACAAGAACAAAG
Molecule: messenger RNA, 1902 nt
Organism: Limulus polyphemus (Atlantic horseshoe crab)
Lineage: Eukaryota; Metazoa; Arthropoda; Merostomata; Xiphosura; Limulidae
Product: WW domain-containing adapter protein with coiled-coil homolog
Exons: 12
Biological process (GO): positive regulation of TORC1 signaling; regulation of autophagy
Cellular component (GO): nucleus
Molecular function (GO): RNA polymerase II complex binding; chromatin binding
Source: RefSeq, a predicted model, not a curated record